AAAGAAUUUCGGGAAAUUUAGAACUGAAGUCGCCUCUUUUUCUCCUUUCAGCCGCCCUGAGCAUCUGACACUAUGGCAGUUCCCGAGACCCGUCCCAACCACACUAUUUAUAUCAACAAUCUCAAUGAGAAGAUCAAGAAGGAUGAGCUCAAGAAGUCCUUGUAUGCCAUCUUCUCCCAGUUUGGCCAGAUCCUGGAUAUCCUGGUGUCUCGGAGCCUGAAGAUGAGGGGCCAGGCCUUUGUCAUCUUUAAGGAGGUCAGCAGUGCCACUAAUGCCCUGCGUUCCAUGCAGGGUUUCCCCUUCUACGACAAGCCCAUGCGUAUUCAAUAUGCCAAGACUGACUCAGACAUCAUAGCCAAGAUGAAGGGCACCUUUGUGGAGAGGGACCGCAAACGAGAGAAGAGGAAGCCCAAGAGUCAGGAGACACCAGCUGCCAAAAAGGCUGUUCAGGGUGGAGCAGCUGCUCCCGUGGUGGGCGCUGUGCAGCCUGUACCGGGUAUGCCGCCGAUGACUCAGGCACCCCGUAUCAUGCACCACAUGCCAGGCCAGCCGCCUUACAUGCCACCACCUGGCAUGAUCCCACCACCAGGCCUUGCUCCUGGCCAGAUCCCUCCUGGGGCCAUGCCCCCACAGCAGCUCAUGCCUGGACAGAUGCCGCCUGCCCAGCCUCUCUCCGAGAAUCCACCCAAUCACAUCCUGUUCCUCACCAACCUGCCUGAGGAGACCAAUGAGCUCAUGCUGUCCAUGCUUUUCAACCAGUUCCCUGGCUUCAAGGAGGUGCGUCUGGUCCCUGGGCGGCACGACAUCGCCUUCGUGGAGUUUGACAAUGAAGUGCAGGCUGGGGCAGCACGAGACGCCCUGCAAGGCUUUAAGAUCACACAGAACAAUGCCAUGAAGAUCUCUUUUGCCAAGAAGUAGCGCCUCCCCCCACGGGGCAUCUCAGCCCACUCUGGGGCUGUCCCUUUCCCCCCUUGGCUCAGUCCCUGAAGGUAAGUCCCCCUUGGGGGCCUUCUCAGAGCCGCGUGUGAGUGUGUGCUUGCCACACAGCAUUGUACCCAGAGUCUGUCCCCAGACAUUGCACCUGGCGCUGGUAGCUUGUGAUUAAAGUGGUUUUUUUUUUUUUUU
This is a messenger RNA of Phodopus roborovskii (desert hamster), 1125 nucleotides long. RefSeq names its product small nuclear ribonucleoprotein polypeptide A (gene Snrpa). Gene Ontology annotation, biological process: mRNA splicing, via spliceosome. The transcript is spliced from 6 exons. The record is from RefSeq and is a predicted model, not a curated record. The coding region runs from base 73 to 918 and encodes 281 amino acids. Gene Ontology annotation, cellular component: U1 snRNP. Gene Ontology annotation, molecular function: U1 snRNA binding. NCBI's taxonomy places the organism in Eukaryota, Metazoa, Chordata, Mammalia, Rodentia, Cricetidae.